AAUCCGGAAGUCUCCGGCGGUGACAGGAGGAGCGGCUAUAGUUGAGAGUUUUGGUGUUUCGCGAAAGGCGAGGGUUGCUUCGUUUGCUUCCGUCAACGGCGGGCAGUUUGGCUGUUUGGACAUUCAGGUCCAGUUUUUUGUUCUUUCUUUCUUGCUGCUGCUGCUGCCGCCAUCAUGUCCUCUGAUUUCGAGGGCUACGAGCAAGACUUUUCGGUUCUUACCGCUGAGAUCACGAACCGCAUUGGAAAAAUCCCCAAGUUGGUUGGAGAUGAGAAGAGACAGUUGGUUUCAAGUGUGGAAAAGCAGCUGGAGGAAGCAAGAGAGUUGUUGGAACAAAUGGAACUUGAAGUGCGUGAAAUCCCUCCACAGAGCCGAGCCAUGUACAGCAGUAGAAUGAAGAGCUACAAGCAAGAAAUGGAAAAACUUGAUACAGAUUUUAAAAGGUCACGGAUUGCCUACAGUGACGAGGUGCGGAAUGAGCUCCUAGGGGAUGAUGGGAAUUCCUCAGAGAUCCAGUUGAUAAAAUUACGUGAAGAGAGGGCACAUCUGCUCGAUAACACAGAGAGGCUGGAAAGGUCAUCUCGGAGACUAGAGGCUGGGUACCAAAUAGCAGUGGAAACUG
Molecule: messenger RNA, 622 nt
Organism: Thamnophis sirtalis
Lineage: Eukaryota; Metazoa; Chordata; Lepidosauria; Squamata; Natricidae
Source: RefSeq, a predicted model, not a curated record